UUAUAUAGUAAUAGUCUUUCGGAACGUUGCCCCGAUCUGCGGUCCAUCGAUUUCAAAAUCCUCAUCCUGAAGCUAGCCGUUGCGUUUCUCCACUCCACUCGCUCACUCUCUCAUGGCAGCUUCAGUGGAGACACCAUCCCCUGCAAGCCUCAACAAGGAGUCUGCCAGUUUUAUGGCGUCCUCUCCUCUGUUCAGCCCUGGCUCCGAUAAGCGCUUCUGGAGCAAUCUUCGUGGCCGGAUCGAUGAGCUUCUUGAGGAUCGUCACCGAAAACUACCCGCAAGCGAAGAUCGGCUCAAUCUUGACCACUCUUUAACUGCGAAAAUCAACGAAGAGAAGUCGGAGCGGAUGAGGAAGAUGAAGGAGGACUCAAAGCUUCUGCUUAGAGGAUUUGACUCUGUAUCUCAAACAUUGUCUCAAUUAUCCAAUAAUCUCGACAAUGCUCUCCAGGGAGCUAGGGAUCUGGCUAAGCCACCGACAAUGACCGAGAUAUUCCACAUUAAUCUCAAGAGCUUGGAGAGUAAACAAGAGGGUUUACCAGAGAGAGAAGAAAUCGCAGAAGACGAAAAGACAGGUAGAAAAAGGAAGCUUGAUGAUAGCUCAGAGGAUCAAGCAGAUGAUUCACAGAAGGAAAAUGAACAAAACCCAAGAGACAAGAAGCUGAAGAAAGCCAAAAAUAUUGCCAUUUCCAUGGCUACAAAAGCAGCUACACUGGCAAGAGAAUUGAAGUCAAUAAAGUCUGAUUUUUGCUUUAUGCAAGAGCGAUGUGCUCUGCUAGAGGAAGAAAACCGAAGGCUUAGAGAUGGAUUUGUGAAAGGAAUCAGACCUGAAGAAGAUGAUCUGGUGAGGCUUCAACUGGAGGCACUGCUGGCUGAGAAAUCCAGAUUGGCGAAUGAGAACGCAAAUCUGACCAGAGAAAACCAAUGUCUUCACCAACUUGUAGAGUAUCAUCAACUUACAUCUGAAGAUCUCUCUGCUUCUUAUGAGAAUGUAAUUCGCGGAAUGUGCUUAGACUUCUCUUCGCCACAGCAAACAGUGGCAGAAGAUGCAGAUGGUGAUGUUGAUACUGAAGCUGCUGGAACACCCAGAAGCAAUGUUUUUGACUUCUCUACUUCACUUGACAACUGCUUUGACAACGAGAAGUAGCGGGAAUCGCAGGGUUCGGUGAAAUUUUGAUUGCUUACAUGUUUUGAUCUUGCAACUGCAGGAGGCAAACUGUUCUUUUCAGUAUGUUUUAUGACAAUGAAAUAUGUACCAUGUUAACGUGCAACUCUGUAGGCCUACCCUGUCACAAUGUAUGAAUAAGCAAACGAGUAAGAUUUUUUUUUUCUCCCA
Molecule: messenger RNA, 1333 nt
Organism: Tripterygium wilfordii
Lineage: Eukaryota; Viridiplantae; Streptophyta; Magnoliopsida; Celastrales; Celastraceae
Product: liprin-alpha-4
Exons: 6
Coding region: 113-1144 (343 amino acids)
Source: RefSeq, a predicted model, not a curated record